This is a messenger RNA of Ambispora leptoticha, 144 nucleotides long. Lineage: Eukaryota; Fungi; Glomeromycota; Glomeromycetes; Archaeosporales; Ambisporaceae. The record is from the annotation of a GenBank genome assembly.
GGCUCUAAGUUGGAACUGUUUUAUGCUAUCGUCAAUAUCCUUACUUCCACUUGACCACCUUGUUGUUAUGUCAGGGUCGCAUGUUAGACACCAUGCUGGUUACGUGUUAUCUUCAUUACAAUGCGCACAUUUCCCAUAUUUAGA